ACAAACCCUCACUCUUUUAUUUGAUUCAAAUCCAUAUCAACAAUAUUUGGUAUGACCUUGUUGCUCACCAAAACAUGCCACUAUGCCGUGCUGGUGGCUAUCGAAGAAGGUGCGUGGACAGGUUUCGCUGUCUUUCAGGCGGUACUUCAACCAUGGCCCAUCGUUUUCUAAUCCCAUGCUGCAUUCCAGGUCGUAAUUUUCCUGACAAUCCCGACCAGGAUGUGUUUAUCCAGUCAAGACUUAAUCUAGUUCUGCCAUCUGUGGUGGAUGACUUGAUUCCUCCAGCCACGCUUAUAAAUUCCGUACCCGUUUCAACCCAUUCUCGUCCUGCCUGGCGCACCACGCUCGCAUAUUUUGUAUCGGCCAAAUUGUUACGCCGUCUGAGAAAACAAGGCGCUCAGGUACGCCUGGAUGUAGCCACACUCAGCCUUGACAGUCGCCAUGAAGUCAUGGGUACAGUAUCCUUGGAUGUUAAGGACGCCAAAAUGGUACUUAUGAAAGAUGGAAAGCGAGAACUGAGGGAAGUCGAAGCGUAUGUCGUGGACAAGGGCAACUGGUUACCCUUAUCCCCGCCAGCCGGUGCAAAGGCAUCGCUUUCGUCACGAAAUCCCGAGAUCAAAGCCGGAUUAUUUGUUCUUGAUAUGCCGCAAGCUGUGAGUGAUCUUGCAGCAAGGUCAUCUACGCCCGUGCCUGCUACCUUCACGAAAAGGGCCCUGACCAAAACGGACCCUGGCUUAGAGCUGUGCUCAAGUAGUCAGAUCAUGGAGCAUGAUGAUCACAGCCUAAGUCAGCUUUCAUCGGAAGACGACGAUGACGACGAUGAGGAUAUUCCAAACCCUUCAAGGUCAAGCAGCUUAUCCGCCAAUAAAGCAAAACUCAAAUCGUCCGGCAUGCCGCGACGUGUUCAAUCUCACAAUAAUAUUAAACAUAUCGCCACGGAGUCGGAAUAUGUGCGAAAACGCUACUCCUCAUCCGCAUCCCAACCAAAAGUUAACCUGGAAAAACUUUCUACGGCCUUUACAGGCAUGAAAAUAGAACCGCAUGGGAAACCUAGCCCUACUAAUGGUACGACUACGGAACGACGACGACAUGAUCGAACGAGUUCAGAAACCUCUGCUACUACGGCUGCGUCCAAUAAUCAACUUCAAAGCCCCUCCUCCUCCUCUUCAUCCUCAAGUCUCCCCUAUCGCCAAAUCGGAAAAGGGUCUAAACCAAUCACUUUCUAUUUCAAUAUUGUCCAUGCAGACCAUAUCACCAGUCUCUUACGUGCCAAAUCUUCUUAUGCUCGCCGACGACCCCGACCUUUCUUCCGGUAUCAAUUUCUAUCCAACAUCAUCACAGCUCCUGCUUCGUCACUCUCCUUAAUUCAACAACGACAAUUUAGAGAUUCAAAAAACAAGGUGACAUGCUGCUUUCAUUUCCGUGGUCAGCCCCAUGAUAUUCAGUCGUGGCUUACGCGACAACAAAAAUUGGUGGUCACUUUGAUUGUCAAAUCCGAUAUGGACAACGAAGACGACGAAACUAUCGGCGUUUGUGAAAUCCCUCUAUCCAGUGUUGCAUUUUCGACUGCAAAUGGACUUCAACGAGCCAUCAAUGAUAACGAAGACUACUUCUAUGGCUCUGUAGAACAGGAUGCCAUCGAACGAGUGUUGCCUGAACGAAGCUUUCCUGUGUACGACUUGCAGACGAGAGAGCUUUGUGUCUCUGCUCCUGAGGAGAUUGCCCGUAUCACUGUUCGCAUGGGUUUAGUCGCUGGUUGGUGGAAUAACGACGCCACAGCUAGUCAAAGGGAAGACCAGGGGCGGCUUAAAUCGCAUCGUUUGUCGUGGACUCGGUUGUCCUCUGAGAAUGAUCAUGCCAACACUCUUAAGCGUGCGAAUAGCAAUGGUGCGGAACAAUUUGAACAACUGCUGAAAAACAAAAAAAUGAAACGCGCUGUAAGCGAACAGGGCUCGCCAAGACGAUCCUCUUCUCGGCAGCAACCACUUCACGGUAAAUUCAUUGCCCCACGACCUAUUGUGCCUUCCAGCUUUUCGUUCUCUAAAAGCGACGAUCUCUCCAUAUCUGAUUCCCUUGAGCAAGAGGAGCUGGAUAUGGAGGACGAUCCACCCUCCGUCAAUAGUCGACGACUCAUGGAGCAAAGACAAAAGCGUCUUGAGAAGACCUUGUUACGUGGUCACUCGGAUCUGGGGGCUUACCGCGAACGGCCAGUAAGCAGCUCGGAUCGUAAGAAAUCCAUCGAUGAUGCGCUGAUGCCACCACCUAUGAACCUCUCGCAACACAGACGAUUGAACAGAGCGCAUACACAUUCGUCAUCGUGGACAACGGACUUGCUUGACCCCGUACCGUCUCUCACUGCUGACAGCGACACCAUCAAUGAGGAAAUUGACGAUCCUUAUCAAGAGUCUUUGACCCAAAUGUAUUCAGAAGCUUUGGAUUUAAUGCGUGAUCAUUCAAUGAGAUGGAGCAAGGUGAAAACUUUGGUUACGAGCGAAGUAGAUAGAGUUCUUCGUGAACGACAACGUCUAGCUGAAUUUCGCAAGAACAUAGAAGUGAUGCUCAAGACAAAACGGGCAAGGGACCAUGGUAUUGCCAAACCGUCGUCCGUCAACCGUACCAAAAUGGCCGAAAAAAGACUGUCUGGAAACUUUUCGUAAACCCCUCCCCGAACUGUGAUUUUUAAUGCUUUCAUUUGUUUCUUAUUGUCAUCUUGUGUGUGCUUAAUUACCAUCAACCAAACACUGUAAUUUUUUGAUGUGUUGUAUGGAAAAAUCAGAAAAAGCCCCUUCUUUUUUCUUUCUUUUGCAAUAUUCCCCCUCAACCGAAUUCUGUUAAAUAUCCCACUCUCUCCUUUACCCCAUCUGUAUCUCCAUUUUUCUCUUUAUUGCAAGGCACUGCGCUGUAUUCUUCGUAUAUCUACCAAUCUCUUAUAAAUAUUACUCGUGUGAACAAUGACUUCCGUAUUAUCCAUAUGCAUUUAUUAUACUCGAGCUGAGAAAAACGAAUAGUUGGUAUUUCCGUCAAGUAAAUUGAGUCUCAUUAUAUAGAAUAUUGGUGUUAUCAAAUCAAACGUAUGGUCCAUGUUUUUAAAGCGCAUUGGAUAAUAUCAUGGGAGGGCUAAUCUUAUCGACGACCUGCAGCAUGAA
Umbelopsis ramanniana AG is the source of this 3146-nucleotide messenger RNA. RefSeq lists its product as uncharacterized. Lineage: Eukaryota; Fungi; Mucoromycota; Umbelopsidomycetes; Umbelopsidales; Umbelopsidaceae. The transcript has a single exon. Bases 75 to 2657 code for a protein of 860 amino acids. The record is from RefSeq and is a predicted model, not a curated record.